AUGGGCCGGAAGCGGCUCAUCACUGACUCCUACCCAGCAGUGAAGAGAAGGGAGGGCCCCGCUGGACACAACAAGGGGGAGCUGGCACCAGAGCUAGAGGCAGAGAUCCAGCCCCUGAGCGUGGAUGAAGUGGAGCUGGAGCUGCUGAGGCACUUUGACCUGGCCUGGCAGUACGGGCCCUGCACAGGGAUCACAAGGCUGCAGCGCUGGCAUCGGGCUGAGCAGAUGGGCUUGGAGCCUCCCCCAGAAGUGUACCAAGCGCUACAAACCCACCCGGGAGAUCCCCGCUUCCAGUUCAGUCUCUGGCAUUUCUAUCCCCUCUGA
Molecule: messenger RNA, 324 nt
Organism: Pipistrellus nathusii (Nathusius's pipistrelle)
Lineage: Eukaryota; Metazoa; Chordata; Mammalia; Chiroptera; Vespertilionidae
Source: the annotation of a GenBank genome assembly